Messenger RNA from Ochlerotatus camptorhynchus, 961 nucleotides. RefSeq lists its product as uncharacterized. The record is from RefSeq and is a predicted model, not a curated record. The transcript has a single exon. Lineage: Eukaryota; Metazoa; Arthropoda; Insecta; Diptera; Culicidae. Bases 174 to 836 code for a protein of 220 amino acids.
ACUGCACUUCCCGAGCCAAAAUCGAUCGCGACUGCCAAACGCAAAACUGAAAACGUAAAUAAAAACAAAUCCCUUGGCAGGAAGCUCCUCCCAUCUUCGAAUUGAAAUUAUAUUGUCCAAUAUUCGCGAGUGCUGGAUUUAACUUCGGUGGAUAUAAUGCAGUACCCAUCACAAUGAGCGAGAACAAUCCCGGACGAGGUAACAUUAACAACGGAUCCAGUUUCAAGCGACCCCGACUGCUGUCGUUCCAGGGGCCCACGUCCGAGUCGGUUGCAGUGAAUCACGGUGGUCGUGCCCCCAUGGCCGCUGGGCCUUCAUCAAGUUCGUUGGAGGAAAUCAACGUGCGUCAGCCUGCUCUAGUGGACAUGCGUCCGGGGAUGGCACCGGAUUUGGCCAGCUGGCAGGAGGCUCAAAUCGCAGCGUGCAUUGAGGACAACACCAUCAACAUGGUGCUGGAGCAGUAUUUGAACUUUUUCGAAACACGCCACUACGGAGUGGAGGCACAAGGGGUGGUAGCCGAUCCGGUGGAGGAAGCCGAGAUGGAACCCGAGCAGCCAGAAGCGGAAAUGAUAGAAGACCGUGCAAUAAUGGCCGCUAUCAGCGAACGAGGAUUGCAACCCGUGCAGCCGCUCGGAGACGAUGCGGAAGAUGGCGAUGGGGCGGCAGGCGGUUCGGGAUCGAUGGGAGAUGGUGCCGAGGGACGUCGAAUGGAUCUGGACCAUCAUCAGCAGGGCAUGGAUUUGCUCGAGACGGCCGUUGUGGCAGCAAUUCAGGAGAAGGGUUUGAUCAGUGCUGGCAAUCAAUUUGGCCAGAUGGAUGAGGACGACGGGAGCUAGUGGAUUCGCUUCGGGUGGAUUUGCGUAUUGACCAUGUUUCAUAAGUGUAUUCAUAUACUAUAUAUGUAGACAGACAGGCAGUCAUGAAUUAUUAUACCUAGUCUGUAGAAAUCGACUUAGAAUCU